Messenger RNA from Corylus avellana, 1738 nucleotides. It is a transcript of the gene VRN2, whose product is annotated as VEFS-Box of polycomb protein. Gene Ontology annotation, molecular function: chromatin DNA binding. Lineage: Eukaryota; Viridiplantae; Streptophyta; Magnoliopsida; Fagales; Betulaceae. Gene Ontology annotation, cellular component: nucleus. The record is from RefSeq and is a predicted model, not a curated record.
GGCAAGCGAGUCAAACAAUUCCGAGGAGUAAAAGAAACGAAAACACAAAAAUAAAAGAAAAGGGUAUGCUUUUAUCGUUAGGUAACCUAACGACUAUCUCUCCGGCUCUUCUGCCUUCUCAACGGAAACAUCAGAAUCUUCCGGCCACUUCGGCACAGGAAUCCUGAUAGCUUUUUGCAUCUUGGGACCAUAGAUAAGAUGUGCCAUCAAAAUUCCUGUGUACAUUUGUCGGUAGAAGAGGCAACUGCAGCCGAAGAGAGUCUGUUAACAUAUUGCAAGCCUGUUGAGCUAUACAAUAUUCUUCGCUGCCGUGCUUUACACAAUCCUUCAUUUCUUCGAAGAUGUUUGCAUUACAAAAUACAAUCCAAGCGUAAAAGGAGGUUGAAGGCUGAAAUUGUAAUUUUCAACUAUAGGGACUGCAACAACAUGCUACGGAAGACUGAAGUGACUGAGGACUUCUCUUGUCCAUUUUGCAUGAUGGAAUGUGCAAGCUUUAAGGGUCUGCGGUCUCAUUUGUGUUCUUCACAUGACCUAUUCAACUUUGAGUUCUGGGUAACUGAAGAAUACCAGGCAGUGAAUGUCUCUGUGAAGAUUGAUAUGUUGGGAUCUGAGACUGUAGCUGCUGGGGUGGAGCCAAAAUUGCAAACAUUCUUGUUUUGCUCAAGGCCACGAAAGCUUAGGCGAAAGGACCUUGAUCAAAAUGAAAAGCGUGUUAAUAUACAGUUCCUGGAGAUGGACUCACCUAGACCAGUUGGGGAAGGCAUUCACAAGGGAUUUUUGGAGAAGGAUGAUGAUGUUCAAUCCUGUAAAGGUGAGAAGGUUUCGAAGUCAUUCCCCAGUGAAAAAGAAAUGCCGAAUGGAAGGGUUGGAGGAAACUAUGGUCCUGAUUAUCCUGGUGCCAUUGGGUGCAUAGAGCGCGUUGCGUCCAGUCCUAAUGUUCCUGGUGUUUCAAUUGCCAUGGCUCAAUCCUCUGGGGACCCUGAAUGUGUUAAAUCGCUAUUUGGAAGUGAUCCUACGGUGCCUGUUAAAUCAAGGAAAUUAAGCGUGGAGCGGUCAGACCCUAGAAACCGUGCACUCCUACAGAAGCGACCAUUUUUUCACUCUCAUAGAGUUCAGUCUAUGGCAUUAGAUCAAGUACUUUCGGAUCGGGAUAGUGAAGAUGAAGUUGAUGAUGACAUUGCAGAUCUUGAAGAUCGAAGGAUGCUUGAUGAUUUUGUGGAUGUUACGAAAGAUGAAAAGAAGCUUAUGCAUCUUUGGAACUCACUUGUGAGAAAGCAAAGGGUGCUGGCUGAUGGUCAUGUUCCCUGGGCUUGUGAGGCAUUCUCAAAGCUUCAUAAACAAGAGCUGGCCUCAUCUCCAGCUCUCUUUUGGUGUUGGAGAAUAUUUAUGAUCAAACUUUGGAAUCACGGUCUUCUUGAUGCCUGCACAAUGAACAACUGUAGUAUAAUUCUUGAAAAAUGCCGAGAUGAGGGAUCAGAUGCUAUGAAAAGCUAAAGAGCAGAUGAUUUAACUUCUUCAACUUUAAAGAGAAUGAAGAUGAUAGGGUGAAUGUUUACACUAUUCUUGCUUUUUAUAUGUCAAUCAUUAUUUGAUUUGACCAUAAAUGGAAUUCAUAUUCUUUCACGCACAGAAGAGGGGGAACUUUGGGGACUUUCCUCUUUAAGCGCUGUAUUCUUAUUGAGCCAGCCUCCCUUUGUUUAAAUUUAUCAAGGAAAGAAGUUUAGACUGUUAAAAACAA